AUGGGCCGCCUCCACCGCGACGAUCUCGCGGACGCUGCCUCCUCGCACUCGCUGCAUUCCAUCGCCGACGAGGACGACCUGCCACCUCCUUAUACCGACGAUCCUGAUAUCGAGCCUGUCUCUGCUUCCAACCCCACCCCCGCGUCAUCCUCUUCCCGUCCGACCGGUGCCUUCCGACCCCUCCGCAUCGUCGAUGCAGCCUAUGCGAUCCCAGGCACCAAGAAUGUCCACUCCUACGAUACUCGGGUCGUGUCUCUCGACCCACGCCUCUGUAGCUACAAAGAUGAGCUGUUCCACGUUAUCCGCAGGCAGUUGAAACUGCCCGUGCGGCCGAUGCUGCUCAUCAAAGGCACGCACACCGAGUCCUCCAACGAUAGCAAGCAGAAGAAGAGCAACACCGUCACCGACUUCGAGUUCCGCCUGGAUCUUGCGGAGACCAUGCUGACGGGAUGGGAGGGCGGUCCAAUGCAUGUCAAUUGGAUGGAAAUCGACGUGAUCCGCGAUGGAGACGAAAUCUCUGCUUAUCGGGGUGGGAUCAUGCAGUCGCGCGUGUACAAGGCUCCCAAGGCACGUCGGGCCCUUGAUCAUACCGUGGACAGCGAUGCUGCUCUUCUCGGUCCGGAUGCCGAGGCCGGCAUCGAUGCUGAUAUCCAGGAGGAAGAGCAAGAUGAGGCCGUUGUGAACAUCAACGAUGCCCUCAAGCUUUGGUGUGAGCGAUUCUGCUCUGAUCCAGCAUCAGUGAAGUCCUUCACUAUCUACCGCGAACUGAAGGGCUUCGAUCGCCAAGCGAUGCGCAAUAUCCUCGACUCCCACAUCCGCGAGCUGAACUACCGUGGCACCAUCAAUCAACAUUUCUCCCAAGCCCACAGCUCCGUCACCGUCUACUCCCCACACUGGAUCAACCGGCUACGCACGAAUACAUUUGUCUGGUGGCUUGUUGUCAUUCUUCAGCUCUGGAUCAUCACCUGGCCGGUUAUCUGGCUGAUGGAAAAGCGAUACGAAAUCGCCUUUACGCGCUGGAACGCCUCGCUCGACCCAAACGCCGACUCCAGUCUCAUCAAGUGCUAUGCACAGAAUCGCAAUGAAUCAGCCCUGGCGGAGUGGUGGGCACCAGCUGUCAAGCAGGCUGCAUGGACGCGCCGGUCGGGCGACAAUAAUCUCCUUACAAGGCUCGACGCUGAGCGGGUGCAAGGAAUGAGCACGGAGCAGUUGAUUAAUUUCCGGCCUCGGGAGUCAGAUGCCGAACUUGAGCGGCGGGAACGUGUCGCCAGAGGUGAAGGUGGCUUUGUUGACAGUGUCGUGGGAUUGGCUCGCGGGAUUAGCGAGGUGGGACAGGAUUGGAGGUUCACUAUGGGAUGGGGUGCGAAUACUUGA
Penicillium daleae is the source of this 1374-nucleotide messenger RNA. RefSeq lists its product as uncharacterized. The record is from RefSeq and is a predicted model, not a curated record. Bases 1 to 1374 code for a protein of 457 amino acids. NCBI's taxonomy places the organism in Eukaryota, Fungi, Ascomycota, Eurotiomycetes, Eurotiales, Aspergillaceae. The transcript is spliced from 2 exons.